Messenger RNA from Xenopus tropicalis (tropical clawed frog), 1136 nucleotides. Its product is annotated as serine/threonine-protein kinase mig-15-like. The record is from RefSeq and is a predicted model, not a curated record. Gene Ontology annotation, molecular function: ATP binding. Lineage: Eukaryota; Metazoa; Chordata; Amphibia; Anura; Pipidae. The transcript is spliced from 4 exons. Bases 698 to 1051 code for a protein of 117 amino acids.
UCCACAAGGGGUAGUACCAUUUUGUUACUCAGCAAGUGUUGGGCCUAAUAAUGUCCCUUUAAACUAACAGAAUCUUUUCAUUUUCCCUCAGCGAACAGCUGAAUUCGGACGCCUCUCCGAAAUUUAUAAGGUGAGUAGGAAAGAGGGUGACAUACAUGACCAACACCCUGUAGGGACUGCUAGAGCAUGGAAUUUGGGUGUUGGUUUGGUGAUACCCCCCCAGUUUUAUGAACCUCACACCUGCCAAUUGCCUCUGUCUCUCAUGUGUUUCUCAUGCCCCUCCUUCCCAAAAGUCCCUCUCCUUCCUAUCUGCCCCCAUUGUAGUUAAUACAUAUUUUUUACCUCGUGGAAUAUUAUGUUAUCAAUAAAAUCCCCUGUUAAUUCUAUUUAUCUGUUUUUCCCAGCCUCCUGAUGGUCGGCUGACCAAGGAGAUGCAAAUCGGAGAGGGCGGCACUGGAGCCGUGUUCAUGGUAAGGGACCAACCAAAUUCCUAGAGAGCAGGGGGAGCUGAAAGCAAGUUGAAAGUGCUAUCACUAUCCCUGCUAUGCACAUGAUUACAUUCCUUAAUAACUCAAUAUUUCUGUCAGUUUGUUCCCAAUAUGAGUCUUGAUAUUUCCAGCUAAUACUGAAUGUCAGUUACACCUUUCUGUGUGUGUUACAGGGCCAUCACCAUCGCAGAGGUAAGGUAGCCGUCAAGAUGGCCAACAUCACUCGGGAUGAGGAGUCAGUCUGCCGAGAGGUAAGCUUUCUCCUGAAGUUCAGCAGGCACAGGAACAUCGCCUCUUACUAUGGAGCUUAUUACCACCCUGCUCCAAACGAGGAGUCAUCGGAGUAUCUGGAGCUUGUCCUUGAGUACUGCAGCGGCGGCUCCCUGUACGACCUGAUCGACAGCACCGAAGGCCAAUCCCUGAAGGAGACCUGGAUUGGCUAUGUCUGCAGGGAGGUAUUGAAGGCUCUCAACCACAUUCACCACCACCGGGCCGUUCACAGGGACAUCAAGAGCCCCAACGUGAUGCUCACCGAGAAGGGGAACAUCAAACUCAGUGAGUAAAACUUAUAGUUGUAAGAUGAAUGGAUGGGGGGAAGCUUCUGUGGAUAUAAAGUACAGAGGGUAUCAUGAUACAGGUUUCUAUCUU